Tauraco erythrolophus (red-crested turaco) is the source of this 2541-nucleotide messenger RNA. Lineage: Eukaryota; Metazoa; Chordata; Aves; Musophagiformes; Musophagidae. The record is from RefSeq and is a predicted model, not a curated record.
AUGUGCCGCCAGGCGGGGUGCGGGCAGUGCGUCUCUGAGGAGCACCAAGGCAUCUUCCACUCCGUCAACCUCAUAGACACUGUGUACCAGGAGGAAAAAUUAACCUUCUUCAGCAGUCUAAAGAAAAUGAGAGUAAUAAACGAGAAGCUGACGAAUGAAAUCUCAAGUCAACCAAAUGAUACAGAUAUGGUGUUUAAUAACGAUGCAGAGAUAAUUGCACUGGAAUUUGGAGAAAUAUUCAAAACUCUGGAAAUGAAGAAACGGCAAUUGCUAGAAGAUGUUGAGAAUCAAAGAAGUAAGAAAGAGAAAGAAUUUCAGAUUUGGAAGAAAAUGAAGGAAACUCAUAAGAAGACCAUUGAGAACUUUUUGAAGGAUUGUGAAAACCUUGUCCAUGAGUGUGAUCCUCAGCGUUUCCUGGAGGUGGCCUGUGGCUUGAAUACAAGAAUGAAAACUCAGCUUGACCUGAUGAAUAUAGCAUCCAGCUAUGAAAAACCACCUGACUAUACUCAGAAGAAGAUGGAUAUCAAACCUGUGGUUAAUGAAAUCUUGGCUUUGAAGUUAAUGCCUGUUAGUGUAGGCAUUGUUAAAGAUCUACCUUCUGGAGGAGAUGAGAACUCAACAAAAAAUACUCUGUUUAAAAAUAACAUAAAGCAAUGGCAAGACCAGCAGAAUAUACCUAACACAUUUCUUCCUGUAGCAGGACAGGAGGAAGCAUUAGCAGAUGGUAGCAGGAUCUGUACUCGCUUAAUGUCAGAGUUACGUUACAAAUACUAUGUGGAAUGUCAGAAGUUCACCGGUGAGUUCAAGACACAAGCUUUAGCUGCCAAUAGAAAGUAUAAAUUUGUAACCGCUGAGGCUUUGAAGGCAAGAUCCUCAGGAACUCCUUCUGUAUCUUCACCUACCAAAGCAAAUAACACAAAUAAAGUUAAAAUGAGAAGCCUGCAAAGAGCAGAUGGCUUUGAGAGAAGCUUUUCUGGAACCAGUAAUCGCAGCAUCGCAUUCACAAGUAUGAACUUUUCUGAAACAAACGGUGACUUAAAAUUAUUUCAUGCGAGAAGUUCCCAGCAAGUAACCACUCCAGCCUUACCAGAAAACUCUGAAGACUUGGUAAUUAAAGAAAAAUUGCCAAUGCAGGCAUCAGAAGCUACUGUUUCCAAGGAAAUGGACACAAAUUCUAGCACUUCAUGGGGCUUAAAACCAGCAGCAUCAGCAGCUCUUUCAAAUUCAGAUUUUCUAGAUGUUUCUGCAGAGAGACUUUCUGCUUCACCUUUUGCUUUCAAUGCAUGUAACAACUCAUUACCCAGGCUUACUAAAGAUGCAGGUCCAUCUUCCUUUAAAAAGAAAGACAGGAAAUAUGUUUUCCCUCAGUUUUAUCUAGGAAAAUGUGAUCGUACGGAUAAAACCGAUAACCAGGAUGAAAGCAAAUUUAGAAAACAUGGUCCUGUAACCCAAACCACAGUUUCUGAUGCUUCAACCAGUCCUAAUUUAGACUCAGCAGAAAGUGAGAAGCCAGAUUUUUCAAUGCCCGUUGAUAAUUCAGAAAGAGAUUGUUUCGCAGGAUCAGAAGUGGGCAAUUUGUUUAAGUUUUCACCAGUAUCUUCACUUUUUAGUCAAUUUGAGAAGCCAUCUGACAAAAAUACAUCGUCUCACAUGAGAGAAAACACGCAUUCUGCAACGGAAACUGCAGAACAUGGUACACAGAAACAAUCUGUCUCAUGGGAACAAAAAGCCAAUGGCUCAGAAUCCAUCACAACUGUAGCUUGCAGUACUUCAGAAACCAACACUGCAGCUGGGGUGAAUGAUGUUUCAGAGUCCCCCAUUCUCCUCAGUAAUUGUGUAUUUUCCUUCAAAAGGAACUCUUUUCAGUUGCCUCUACCAAUAUAUUCAUUUGGAAGUAAUGUCAGAGAUACCUCUGAUUCGCUGACUUCCUCUGUGUUUCUGUCUGGAAAUGGAAUAGAGAAAAUGGAAAAAGAGAAGAUGAAAUCUCCUGACAAAACACCUCUAAAUCUAGAGAAGCCUGUAUCUUCAGAGUGUGCAGAGCCUGCUUCUAGACAUAGUCAUCCAAAAUGUGAAGACUCAUUGUUUCCCGUGAACUCAUCUAAGAAAACUGAAAGUGCAGAAGUGCUUGCUGCUAGUAAUUCUUCAUGUAGUCAGCCUUCGUGUUCAGUUGCUCUUCCCGUUAAAUACGAGAACGCAUGUUCUGCUCCACUUACUAUUACAGCAACGAAACAAGAAACAAAGGUAAAAGAUGAAGAAAGUGAAACUGUUGCUGAAAACAACUGUUCCUGUCCUGGGAGGGAAGAUGGACCUGAGUCUGUACUGUUUCAGAAUGCAGCUUGUUCUGUUCCUGGCACAUGCAAUGAUCCAUUUUUAGGAGGUUCUAUGCUUACGGCAAAUGAGGCAGGAGGAAUGCCAAGUGAUAGCGAUUCUGGCACUGAAGAGGUAAGUCAAACAUUCGUCUCUACUGGUACCAGCAGUGCAUCAGAAUAUUUCUCUGUUGCUGAAGACAAAAUGUCUACUAGAAGAAAAUCAGAGACGUGA